GAGAAAUUGAGAAAGAGAAAAAUUUUUUAGACAUGACUUUACAAGAACAGAAAGCCAUUGUUCAUUUUUAUCAUCCCGAUUUUAGAAGAUGUAGUAUAAUCGAUGAACAUCUCACAAAAUUAGCACCAAAGCAUUUCAACACAAAGUUUUCGAAAAUUAGUGUGGAAGUUGCAAAGUUCUUUGUUCAAAAGCUUCAAGUGAGGAUACUGCCAGCAAUCAUAUGUUUCAAAGAUGGUGCAAUAGUUGAUAGAAUUGUUGGCUUUGAAGAACUAGGAAACACAGAUAGUUUCACAACAGAGGACCUUGAAAAGCGAAUUGGAGAUCAGGCAAGUGUUAUAGCAUUGCCAGACCAAGAAAACAAGUCAUCUUCUGUAUUUGGGUUUACUAAGAAAACUGAAGAUAGCGACAGUGAAGAAGAUCUUGACGACUAUUGA
Saccoglossus kowalevskii is the source of this 434-nucleotide messenger RNA. RefSeq names its product phosducin-like protein 3. The record is from RefSeq and is a predicted model, not a curated record. NCBI's taxonomy places the organism in Eukaryota, Metazoa, Hemichordata, Enteropneusta, Harrimaniidae.